Limulus polyphemus (Atlantic horseshoe crab) is the source of this 1001-nucleotide messenger RNA. RefSeq lists its product as uncharacterized. The transcript has 2 exons. NCBI's taxonomy places the organism in Eukaryota, Metazoa, Arthropoda, Merostomata, Xiphosura, Limulidae. The record is from RefSeq and is a predicted model, not a curated record. Bases 89 to 766 code for a protein of 225 amino acids.
GCUCUCUCAUUGAUCUACUUGACUUCCGUUCGUCGCUGUGGGAAAAGUUGUUCUAAAAGAGUAGUCUAAUUAGUGCUUGAUCGCCAUUAUGCAUUUACAGAAUCAUCCUGGCUGUUUCCAAAAAAAUGCAUCAGGAAUUUCCACCUCCUCUGGAGAACAUUUUCAUAAUCAGAAGGUUUCUGAAAGAGAUUUUCAAGCGAAGAAACAUUGGCAAUAUCCAGUCUUUUGCGAGGACAAAAUUGCUAUCAACUGUGCAAAAUUGAUUUGCAACAAUACCAACGCAUCAUCUUGCGUCAGUCCACAAAGGGUUCUAUCAUCUGAUCUUUUUCAUACCCCCAAAGAAACGCCCUUUCUUUUUUAUCCUGUCGAAAACUACGUCUCAAAAUUCAAUACAGAGGAACUUCGACAAGAACGCGAAGCUAGAAUAGCAAAACAGGAAAGAAUGAUCCAUGAAUCUCACCUUCUAAAAUGCUUUAACUCAGAAGAUUGGCAAAUUCUUCUUCAGGGUGAUCUGUCACAAGAAUUUAAUCGACUUCAACUUGGUCCAGUUAACCCAGGGAUUGUUGUUUGGGAAGACAGUCAGAUAAAAGUAGAAACUCAACAUGUUGGCGGAGACGAAAACAAUAUAUUUAUAGCUCAAUACAAUCAUGAAACAAAUCAGGAGCAGGCGUCUCUUUGCAGUCUUUCUGUACCUAGUCUUACUAUUACAGACGAGAAACGAAGACCUCCAAUGCCAACUUCUGCUGAAGGGGUUUUCUCUGGAUAAAAUGAUGAAUAGAACUUUUUAGUAUUAUCAUAAACUAAACUAUCUAUGUGCUUAAACAUGGUAUAAAAGAAUAAAUAAUGUUGUGAAUUUUAUUUAAAAUCAUUAAUAGAAAUAACACAUUAUCUUUUUUUGGGAUCAAUGAUACAUGUAAAUGUAAAACUUGUUUUAUUUAAUUUUCUUAUAUACAAAGUAAUACGUUGAUGUAAUAUGCUUAACUGAACAAGCACGUGUUAGA